CAGCACAAACAUGAGAAGGACAAAAGCACCCAGAGAAGCCGGGUGCACAGCUGUUCGCGUCCCCUCACCGACCGGGCUGCGUCCUACCAAGGCCAUCAGCGGAUAGGAGCACCAGGAGGUCUCCUUUGGAGUCAAAGAUGUCAUCUCCACCUUCAAAGUCAAGCUCUGAAAGCCUCUCUCCUCAGUCUGAAAUGGAAACACAGCCUGUGCUAUCAGAAAGUUCAGAAGAGGAUGAAGAAAAUUCCACGAAAAAUCCAUUUAUCAUCCCUCCAGAUAUCGAUAUCUUCUCAAUAAGGGACAAGGAAAGAGAAGAGGCUAAAGAGGAACGUGAAAGGAGGAAGACCAUGAAAAUACAUGAGAAAAUGACCUACUCCACCAAGAUAAAUGUAAAGCAAAAGGGGUUCAGGAAAGCUCUCCAGAAAGAGGAAGAAGAAGAAGACAGAAAACAGGCAACAGAAACAAAGAGACUGAAAGCUUUUCAGGACAGUCUUUCUUGGAAGACAGCCAUUACCAAAGAUCAGCAUUUAGAAAAAGAGAGCUUUCAUGACUAUGUAAACAACAGGAGACAGAUAUUUUUACUUGAGUAUACCAUGGCAGUAAAGAGGGAUGAGAUUCAGAGGCUGAAGAACCUAGCGAAGAUAGAGGAAAGAAAACUGGAAAAGGCUGAAUACUACCUGGAAAAAGAUACUGUGAUGUUUGAUGAGUUCCUGAAGGAGAAUGACAAAAAUUCUGUUCAAGCCCUGAAAAUUGCUGAAAAAGAAACUGCAGCAAAGAGAGAGAAAAUAAUGGAGAUUCAAGCAAUUACUUCACAAAUAAUGAACCUCGAAAGUGAUAUAGCCAAAUUUGAGGAUACUUUGCAGGAGUACAAGAGGUACAGGGACUUCCUCUAUCAACUGUCUCCAAAAGAGUGGCAGGAAGAAUAUGCAAAAAAGCGUGCAAAAGAAAAGGAGUUGAAAACAGCUUCCAAAGCUAAAGAAGAAAGUGCCUGCCCUUGCACUACUGCAGAGAAAGGUAAGUGCCAGGGAAAAGCUUCCCACUCCUUGCUUGGACAGUCCCAUGCUCUAAGUUUAUGUCCCUUCUUCUGUCCAGGCCAGGAUCUGACAGUCAGAACAAAAGCUGCUGAUCUGUCUAGUACCAGCUAUUUAGAUGCGCGAAGCUCUCUAUUGUCUUCUGAAAGUUCGGAUUUCAAGCUAUUAUGUGAGAUCAGGCCAGAGUUUGAAGACUUUCUGAAGCCCAUAUCAACAGCAAAACUAAGUUUAGUGGAGGAUCAAGAGAGCGAAACCUGCUCGGACGAGGAGGAUGAGCUGGAACUGUAUUUUACUGACCCCCAACAACUGCUGUCUAUUUUCACGGAGCUGGAGGAACAGAACUUGUCCCUUAUCCAGAAUUCCCAGGACAUUGAGGAAACUUUGGAUGAGCUCCGACACACUUUAAUCACCACAUGUAACAGGAUGGACCAGGAAAUAGAGCAGCUCAAACAGCUUGCAGCCACUGUUAGAUCCUCUAUUGCCAAAGAAGAAGAAACUGCAGCAGAUCUGAAGCUCAGAGUUCGCGUCUUUUCCUUUGGAGAAUACAAAGCUGAUGUCCAGGACAAAAUGCUCGUGAGCCUGAAUAAAAAGGUGCUGGAAGUCUAUCGCCGCUGCAUUGGAGAAAAUGAGGCAAACCUAGGGACACUGCAGAUGCUAACAGUGAUAGAAAAACAGCUGGAUGACUUACUGGAGUGCUUAGAGAGAAUCCCACCGGCAAAGAUAGAACAGGCUGAGAAAGCUAAGGAAAAAGAACGGAGGAUAAGGCUCAGAGAGGAAAAGAUAAGACAACAGAAGCUGCUACAGGAGGAAAGAUUGCAACGGGCCCUGGCAAGAGCACAGGCAGAUAUAAAGAAAAAGACUGGCAGGAAGCUGGUGUUUCGCUCCAACCCACCUGCCAAGAAGGAGAAGCAACAGCAGACCCAAGAGCAAAUGGACGAAGAGAAGCAAGAACAACUCUAUUAUUUCACUUGACAGGCACGGCCUUAAUCACAACUUGUAGGGUUGAAAAGGUUUUAGAUAACUGUAUUCUCUAUACGAACAGUCGGUUAAGGGUCCGAGUCAUCUGUUUUGUUUGAUUACCAGCUUCACAGCCCCACAAAAUUCCCUACUUUCUCCCGCCCCAAGA
This is a messenger RNA of Struthio camelus australis, 2154 nucleotides long. NCBI's taxonomy places the organism in Eukaryota, Metazoa, Chordata, Aves, Struthioniformes, Struthionidae. The record is from RefSeq and is a predicted model, not a curated record.